ACUUUUCUUAUCUUAUGAGCCAACCAGUUAUGAAAGCUUUAAGCACGACUUCUCCUUUAUCUGCUGCAACGUGGGUGGAGGUUUCCUUGCAAGAACGGGUUGGAAUCCUGGCAAUUACUGAGUUUGGUAUCAGAAUCAAGUGGCAUCAAUACAGAUGGAUGAAUUGAUCCAAGAAGAUGGGCUAGAGCCGAAAGGUGUGAGACAUCGUUGCGUUGGUUUUGUAAAAUGGCCCAGGCUGGUUUUGGUCCGGGUCGAAAUGAAGGGGCCAACUGUCUUAGGUGGGGGUUCUAGAAACUAGCCCAGAAAGAGUAAAAAGACUCAAUGGGCAACUCACAAAUGGCAAGCGUGGCAAUUUCGUGAUCACAUUUCUCCAGGAAGCGCCAAUGCUAACUGUAACAAACCAAGUAACGAACCAAAAUAACAAGUUCCAGUAGCUGUGUUGCCAUGGCUUCCAUGGCACAAUUUUGUUACAUUCUUGGACCCUCAAACCUUAAGCAAAAGUACAGCAGUUCCAGAUUUGGCUUCGAAAAUCCCAUUUAUAGAAAGAAUGCUCUCUCUUCUAUCGAUUUAAAAUUUCAUGCAAAGCCAUCAUCGGUCUCUUCUUCCGUCGUUUGUUCUGCUGCUAAUAAGCCCUCUUCCUCCUCGGAAAUUAGUUCUGCAGCCAAGAUAAGGAGUGAAGUUCUCUCUCCCUUUCGGUCUGUUCGGAUGUUCUUUUACCUUGCGUUCAUCGCAAGUGGUGCCUUGGGAGGAUUAAUAGCCUUUACACAGUUAAUUGCUGCCCUAACUAAUCCUGCAAGAUCGUCUGAAGUCCCUGACCUUUUAACAAGUCUUGGCAUAGACGUUGCUGCAGUAUCUAUCUUUGCAUUUCUGUAUUUCAGGGAGAACACUGCUAAGAACGCACAAAUAGCCAGACUCUCAAGAGAAGAAAGCCUUUCAAAUCUUAAGCUUCGAGUGGAUCAAAAUAAGAUCAUUUCUGUCAGCAGUUUGAGAGGAAUUGCUCGUCUUGUAAUAUGUGCCGGCCCUGCAUCAUUCAUCUUAGAGUCUUUUAAAUCUAGUGAGCCAUUCACUGAGGGCCUUCUGCAAAGAGGAGUGUUGGUGAUUCCUUUUGCUACAGAUGGGAAUUCACUUAGUCUUGACUUUGAUGACAGUGAAGACAUGAAAGAGAUAACCACGAAAAGAAAGAGGCUUUGGCAGUUGACCCCUGUUUAUGUUUCUGAGUGGUCCGAGUGGUUGGAUGAACAAAAGAAAUUGGCUGGUGUAUCCCCUGAAUCUCCUGUUUAUUUAUCCCUGCGCUUGGAUGGUCGUGUGCGUGGAAGUGGCGUUGGUUAUCCUCCUUGGAAUGCUUUUGUCGCUCAGUUGCCACCUGUAAAGGGACUAUGGUCUGGUCUUCUUGAUGGAAUGGAUGGAAGAGUUCUUUGAAUGAAGGACUGCUUGCAAUCUAAGCUAAACACAAGCUGUCAACCAACAUCAGUUUGAUUAACAAUUUUAGCUCCACCAUUAUGCUAGCAGAUUCAUUUUCCUUCUCUCUAGUUCUUUACCUGGAGAUCUUGCAAGGUUCUGCCCCUCCUGUUGUAUGAUAGUUAGAUAUAAGACUUUUUCAGUUUCUAUGCCAAAGCAAUAUCAUGUAUCUGACAAUGCUGUUUUGUUUAAUCCUUUUAUCUAUGAUACCACUAUUAAGUAAUCACAUUUUCAGGGUUUGUACGAUAUCAUAACGAGAAACCUGGAAGAACUGAAUUAUAACACAUCUCUGUGUAUUGCUAAGUGGCUGUGGUAACAUCGUGUUAUGCCAGGAUUGUUUUUCUAUUUGAACAAAGAUAAUUUCAUUCAUACAUGAAAAUAGAAGGUUUUUUGUCUAUCAAUCUUGAAAAACAGUUAUGCAAUUUGGUGGGCGAGGGCUCAGCUAGAUCUUCAGAUUAUGUAUGAGGUUGACAGGUGCUCCAGUUACAUAUUCGAUGUAUCCCUACAUAUAACCUUGGCUGGAACAAGAAAUGAAACAUGGUUGAGCAUCAAAGGAUUGAU
This is a messenger RNA of Theobroma cacao (cacao), 2019 nucleotides long. Its product is annotated as LOW PSII ACCUMULATION-like protein. Lineage: Eukaryota; Viridiplantae; Streptophyta; Magnoliopsida; Malvales; Malvaceae. The record is from RefSeq and is a predicted model, not a curated record.